Messenger RNA from Acaulospora morrowiae, 2854 nucleotides. The record is from the annotation of a GenBank genome assembly. NCBI's taxonomy places the organism in Eukaryota, Fungi, Glomeromycota, Glomeromycetes, Diversisporales, Acaulosporaceae.
AUGGCCAUUCAACAAGACUCAAAACCUGCUCUUCCUCCUCGUCCGACAGAGUUUUCUGGUUGUGCAAAAACCCCGCCUGCAUGGCUUGUGGCGUUGACGCGUCAUAGUACGGCGGAAAAGAACCAUGUUCACGACUUUUAUCUAUGCCGGGUAUUCGGUGAUGAGGUUGUUACUGGAAUUAUAUGUAAAACCUGUCACAAGCGAUUCAUGCUCACUACUUCGGUCGGGGCUUUUAAUGAGAUGAACGUCGAGCCGAGAAUGUGCAUCCUCAACCAUAAAAAUUCCCUACACCACUUUCAUACUGAAGAAGCAACAGAGUUACGCAUAUAUUCACGGUGCUGUAUAUGUGAUCUUAGCGUGUUCGUUGAAAUUAGUAAUCCCAUCUUGGGGACGUGGAUUUUUAAUGAAAUGUCUAGAACAAGGAGUUUAAAUCGGAACGGUGGUUCAACACAUUAUCCUGAAACGAUACGAUGUUUAUCAGAAAUUGUCAAAAAUUAUCUGGAUGAAGGGGGACAACCAUUGAAUAUAGAUGGUAAUUCAUUUAAGCAAAGGAUUGGAUACGACGAAGCAAGUCGGGCCUUUUUUCAAGCUCUUGGUUACACAUUGGGGUACGAAGAGAUUAGAAGAUUUCAUCCACCACCGUCAAGCGACGAGACUCGCACGAAAUUUAAAUAUGUGUUGGAGGAAUUAGACAUGAAAAUUUUAGAGUUGAAUGAGAUGACUUCGAAUUCGGACAUAGAUGAACGUCCAUGGGGAAAACUGAACAGUGUUCUUGGAACGGAAUAUAAAAAACACCAUGCCACUCGUAAUUAUGGUAGACCCUUUGAUCCUUCGUCGCCCGUUAAGUCGGCAAGUUCGAUAUUAGGGUGUUUAUCGGAUAUGGACGAUGAUAUUUUGGUUUGGGCCUAUGAACUUGCUAUUAAGGAGAAUCCUGAAAAAACUCCAGUUUAUUUACAGGCUGUGUUUGAUCUCACCAGAGAGAGAAAGAGCGAGUUACUCGAAGAUCAUUUUACUAUGGAAAUAUCAAUGGGUAAAUUUAGAGUUAAUGCUGUCAAUGAUGCAUACCAUGAAAUGCGCGCAAGUUCCGAAGUGUCUGAUGAAACUUUAAUUGAAGCGUAUCGUAGAUAUAUCCUUGAUGAUCCUUUGAGGGUUGGGGUGCUGCGUGAUGCCUUGAAUACAAUUGGAAAGUCUAGAAAUAGUUCAGCAAUAGAGAAUUUUCUAAGUGGGGAAAGCUAUCAUACGAACUCGUACAAUUAUUUUUCAAACAUGCCUGUGGGACUGGACAAUAUUGGGAACACUUGUUAUCUCAAUUCGUUGUUACAGUAUUAUUUCACCAUUCGGAAUUUACGAGAAGCGGUAUUCGCCUCGGACUCAGUGUCCAUCAAUGGGAUAGAUCAAUGGGAAUCCAUAACCAUUGGAGGAAGGAAAGUUUCCAAAGCCGAGGUUGAAAGAGCCCAGAAAUUUGUCACUCUUUUGCGUCAUCUCUUCGAUGAGUUGAUGCGCUCUUCACGGAGUUCCAUCACACCAGAUUCAGAUUUAGCAUAUUUGGCGCUCGUGAAUGCAAAAAACGAUGAGGAACAAACUAAUGAUUCAUCCAGAUCUCCUAUGGAUACAACUGCCAAUUCAGUCGACAUGUUAGUCGAUGAUUUGAGUCCAGGUCCCUCAUCCACUCGCAACAAUCAAUUAACAUUACUAGACUCAAGUGAAUUCAAUAAUAACAAUAUUGUGAAUGACUCAAUAAUAUCAGGAAUAGCUCCACAUGGAACCAGCUUUGGUAACGAUACAUUUUAUCAGAUGGGGGAUACGUUCAUGAACCAAGAGAACGAUUACAAAGGAAAGGGAAAGGAGAAUAGUCCUUUUGAUGUGCAAAUGCACGGGGCAGAGUCAUUCAAUGAUACCAAAGAGGAUAAGUUAAAAAAAGUGUCUGGAAUGUUAUUUGGAAAACAGCAGGAUGUCACAGAAUGCAUGGAUAAUGUUAUGUUCCAACUGGAGGCCGCUUUAAAAUCUACCAUAGAUUCUGACAAGCAGGAUGUUGUGAAAAGUUUGUUUUACGGGAGUUCGAGACAAAUUCUUCGUUACAAAGAACCGAACACUGUCGUUGCCGAAGGACGCGAUCUGUACGACGGGCUCGAUGUUUAUUUUGACACAUCAACGGUGGAUUUUAAUGGUACGCAAGCAGAAAGAGAAGUCACACUCGUGACGGCGCCACCGAUAUUACAAAUUCAAGUGCAGAGAGUGCAAUUUGAUAGAUCAACCUCAAAUAUUUAUAAAUCAAAUGCAUACCUCCGUUUCGAAGAGGUGAUAUAUCUUGACAGGUAUUUGGAUCGGAAUCGAGGAUUCUUACGCGAGAGGAUUGCUGAAGCGCGUUCUUGGAAACAGGAGAUUGACUCAUUACAAGAAGAACUUAAGGAAAUUUCGUGUGAUAAGAAAUCCUCAUUAUCCACUAUCGAUUUGCUUAGAUCGACCGCGGAAUUCGUUCAGAACAUGAGAGACGAUGACCCCGAGUUUCUAUCUGAUGACAAAUUUGACUUGAACUUGUCGGAAGUGAGGCGUGAAGGAGAACGAGUUACUUCAAUGAUUAGUGAUUCCGAAUGUAGGAUAGGUUUAUUGAGGUCUAAAUUAGAACAACAGUAUGUUGAUCUGAAACAAUGUGAAUAUCGCUUACACGCGGUAUUUAUACACAGCGGUCAAGCGACUUUCGGCCAUUAUUGGAUAUACAUUUAUGAUUUCGAUAAGGAUCGAUGGUUAAAAUACAACGAUUCAUAUGUAACGGAGGUUGAUAAGACGGAAGUUUUUGCUGACACCACAGGUUCAUCGGCUAAUCCUUAUUGUAUGGUCUAUGUGCGAGCACAAG